CGGGGCCCAAGGGGAAGCCCAUGGGAAAGUGUCUGUGUGUGUGUGUGUUUGAGAUCCUGUACAGUACAUGGGCGUGUCAGUGUCAGACAAUUCGAGUCCGCUUGCGCAACAAGCUUCAAGUUCCACUCGAUGGCGGGAGGACACGACCGCGGCACCUAUCAAACUGCAGGCAUGGCCGACUCACCUCUCACCUGCGUCAAAGUGGACGAGGAGGAGAUGUCGCUCAACACGGUCCCGGGCUCGGCGGCCAUCCGCAAAAGCCGAAGGUGGGCGCCGCGGAAGAACGGCAUCUGCGACGACAAGUAUCACAGGCGGCUGGCCGUCUGCAGCAUCAUCUGCGGGGUCUCCUGCAUCGGAAUCCAAGCGCUCAUCAACUCGGUCAAAGCCGAGAUGGAGCCCAAACAAGAGUUGGCGGCCAGGCUUUCGCGGCGUGCCAGGAGGCUGGGCAUCAUCUCCAUCGUGGCGUUGAUCUGCAUUCUCAUCCUGAUACCGGUGCUCAUGGCGCUUUUCUCCUACUUGCUCACGCUGAAAAACUGACAGGCAACCACGGUGGGCCACGUUUAUCAAAUGAUCUUUAUUUAUUUGCAAAGACACGUAUAAAACCAAGUACACAACAUUUACACAGGACAAAUGCUCGACACAAUAUGUAAUAGCCAAGCUUGUAGAAAAUAGUUCAUCAAUUAACCACCACGCUAAGGAAACGAGCGGCAUUAUUGCAUUUGACACUUUCGAAGAAAGGUGGACGCUUGGAUGCAAGACAAACACUCUAAGGCCGGCCGCCUUGUCAACCAAAACAAGAAUGCAAUAACGGUAAUAAAUAAGAGCUGCCAUAA
This is a messenger RNA of Syngnathus typhle (broad-nosed pipefish), 833 nucleotides long. RefSeq names its product transmembrane protein 265-like. Bases 130 to 537 code for a protein of 135 amino acids. Gene Ontology annotation, cellular component: membrane. NCBI's taxonomy places the organism in Eukaryota, Metazoa, Chordata, Actinopteri, Syngnathiformes, Syngnathidae. The transcript has 3 exons. The record is from RefSeq and is a predicted model, not a curated record.